Tachysurus vachellii is the source of this 2056-nucleotide messenger RNA. It is a transcript of the gene slc16a12a, whose product is annotated as solute carrier family 16 member 12a. NCBI's taxonomy places the organism in Eukaryota, Metazoa, Chordata, Actinopteri, Siluriformes, Bagridae. The coding region runs from base 156 to 1889 and encodes 577 amino acids. Gene Ontology annotation, molecular function: monocarboxylic acid transmembrane transporter activity. The record is from RefSeq and is a predicted model, not a curated record. The transcript is spliced from 7 exons. Gene Ontology annotation, biological process: transmembrane transport; monocarboxylic acid transport.
GUGACGUGGACGGUUUGGGUGACGUGGACGGUUUGGGUGACGUGGACGGUUUGGGUGAUGUGGACGGUUUGGGUGACGUGGAUGGUUUGGGUGGCGUGGACGGUGUUGUACUUGGGCUGAAAGGUGAACUGGGACGAGGUCUCUUAGAGGAGGCGAUGAGUGGUGAGAUGAAGAGUUCCAGAGACGGAGGAUGGGGAUGGAUGAUCGUCGUCGCUUCCUUUGUUACAAUGAUCUGCACUCGCUCUGUCUCCAGGUGUGUGUCGAUCUUCUUUGUGGAGUUUCAGAUGCACUUCUCCACAGAUUACUCCACAACUUCCUGGAUUAUCUCCCUGCUGGAAUGUACCACUAUGCUCUGUGCUCCUCUAGGUAGUUACGUUGGAAACCGCUUGUCCACUAGAGUGGCAGUGAUGACCGGAGGGUUUUUAUCUUCUGUUGGACUUGCCCUCAGUUGCUUUGCCCCCAGUCUGCAGUUCCUGUAUAUAUCUGUGGGGAUUCUCACAGGUUUGGGAUUUGCCCUCAGUUUCACACCAGCAGUGGCAAUUGUAGGAACCUAUUUCAAUGAGAGGAAGGCUUUGGCAUAUGGAAUUGCCAUGUCUGGAAGAGGCAUUGGAACGUUCAUCCUUCCUCCUCUUUUUCAGCACCUCAUCAACCUGUACUCCUGGACGGGGGCUCUUCUUAUCUUAGGGGGUCUUGUUUCAAACUUGUGUGUCUGUGGGUCUCUUAUGAGGCCUCUAGUGGACCAAAGUAAAGGUGAAGAGGAGAAUGUGAAAGCAAUCCUGGAUGAACCUCAUGUUCAGGAAGACUCCUACCAAGAAGAGGUGAAUGACAAAGAGGAAGAGCAUGAGGAAUCUUCAGAGGAACUAAUAUUAAAAGAUACUGAGAUGAUGAGAAAGUUAAAAGAUUCAAAGCAAGACACAAGCAGUGAGCCCACUAACUUAAAGGAUUUAUCAAUUCUGAAGGAUUCCAAUCUGGUCACACAGCGAGCAGAAUCAGGUCUUGGCAAGUCGGUCGUAGCUGAACUACAGAUAGCUGACUUGAAGGUGCAUGACUCAAAGCUAAUCAACUUAAUGCUACCUGACAUGAAAAAAAUGGAUUCAAAAUUAUCUGAGUCACUGAUGCUAGCUGAGCCAAAGCUAGUGACCCCAAAGCUACCCCAAUCACAGACUCUUUGUGUGGUGGUGUCUUCUAAAUGUUCUGGUUUGCUGAUCAAGCAGUCAAGAAAAAGGACAAAACCGAAAUGCUGUCUUUUUCCACAAUCAUCAGGCAAGCACAGCUUCCUGUUCACGCCUGACUUCCUGAUGCUUGCAGUAUCCUUCCUCUUCCUGGCAUUUGGCUGCAGUGUGCCGAUCAUCUACCUGGUGCCGUAUUCUCUCAGUGUGGACAUCAGCCAUCAUCAGGCCGUCCUCCUAAUGUCCAUCCUAGGAGUUAUGGGGAUUGUAGGUAAUAUUGCUUUUGGAUGGAUCUCAGACAGGAAGUGUGUGAGGACGUUUCGUGAAGUCACUUUUCUGAUUGCAGUGGGGUUCGAGGGACUCAGUUGCCUCUUCAUGCCCUUGUUAAGGAGUUUUUCCACACUCCUGAUCUUCUCCGUUGUCUAUGGCUUUUUCGACGGGGCCUUCAUGGCUCUCAUCCCUGUGGUCACGUGUGAUAUUGUAGGCUCCGCCCAUUUGUCCUCAGCUCUGGGUGUGGUUGGCUUCUUGCAUGCCAUUCCGUACCUCAUCAGCCCACCAAUAGCAGGUUGGCUGUUGGAUCAGUCAGGCUCCUACACAGCACUCUUCCUCCUCAGUGGACUCUCACUGCUCUGUAGUGCUUUCAUCCUGAUUGCUCUGGCUUUACUGCGUCACUGCUGUAGGGGGCGCUCUGUCUCACUGCAGGACCAACACAAGGCAUAAAGUCACUUACACAAUGCAGCAUCAUUAAAAGCCCAGGAGAAUUUCCUUGUCUGACCAUCUCUGUCUAUCUGUCUCUUUUUGUCUGUCUGUGUCUAUACCUGUCUGUCUGUCCCUUUCUGUCUGUCUGUCCAGAUGAGUGUGUAAUAAUAAAGUUAAAUGUAUAUGGA